Oryza sativa Japonica Group (Japanese rice) is the source of this 2789-nucleotide messenger RNA. RefSeq lists its product as uncharacterized. The record is from RefSeq and is a predicted model, not a curated record. NCBI's taxonomy places the organism in Eukaryota, Viridiplantae, Streptophyta, Magnoliopsida, Poales, Poaceae.
GCUUCCAACUCUGCCUCGCCCUCGCUCUCCUCGUUUCACACUUCUCCGCUCUCGCCCUCGCCCUCGCCAUGGCUGACAACCAAGCGCCGCCGCCGCCGCCGCCGCCCGCCCCGGAGAGCCCCACCGCGCCGCAGACCGCCGUUCACCGGCCGGAUCUUAUCCCGGACUUGAACCGCCCGUCGUUGGAGUCGAUCCUGAUGGCGAACGUGGAGGAGGCCGUCGCGGCGUUCCCCGGCAGGGUGGACUCUCUGCGGCAAUCGUACGACCGCCUCGUCGCCUCCUCCCCCUUCCUGAUACCCUUCUUCUGGGGGAACAUGGAGGGCUACGUCGGCUCGGCGCAGGGCUACCUCUCGCGCGGGCUCGCCUCGCUCCACGGGCAGGGCCAGGUCCGGCACGGCGACGGCGACGGCGCCGGCCCCUCCGGUCAUGCUGGUAUCGCCGUCGCCGCCGUCGAGGCGGGCGGCGAGGGCAUGGAAGGAGGAGCAUCUUCUGUUGCCGAUGAACAGGGCGGCGGAGAUGGCGCCGCCAUGGAGGAGGAGGCGGUUGCGCCGGUUGAGGAGGAGAGGGAGAUCAAGGCGGUGGCCGUGGGAGAGGUUGCUGCUGAUGACAAGGACAGCGGCGAGGUCGCUGUCAAGAAGGAGAGGAAAGAAGCCAUGGAUUUGUUUCCUCACCAAGGUGAUGAUGACGCAUCGGUGGAGCCGAAGGUGGACGCCCUCCACCUGCUCGCCACCGCCACCGCCGCCAACGCCGACGCCGACGCCGACGCCGACGCCGACGCCGACGACUUUAACCACGUCGGGAUGGAAAGCAAGGGUAAGGGCAAGUCUCCUGACCUGGACAUCAAGGUCGAGGCCAUGGAUCCGUCGCCCGAGCAGGGUGCUGACAUGCAGGCCGUGGUGACCAUGGCGGAGACAGAGGAUGCGGCGAAGAAGGCGUUCGACGCCAUCGACAAGGUGGGGAUCCCUUUGAUGGACAGGACUGAGGAGGAAGAAGAAGAAGGAGAAGCAUACCUGGAGGUGCCUCUUGACCAAGCCAUGGAGAUGGAGGUGCAUCCUGACCAAGCCAAUGAAGAAGCAGUAAUGGAGGAGGUGUCUGUUCAAGAAGAUGAUGCUCAAGAAGCGGACAUGGAGAUCUGUAAUGACGAAGAAAAAAUGCAGGUCAAGAAGAUGGAGGAGGAGGCAGAUGACGGCGCCAAGCGAGCCUCUCCAGAACGUAGCAGCGGUGAGAUCGUCGCCGCGGGGAAGAAGAAAGCAGCCAUGUACGUGCCUCGCAACCAAGACGGCGGCGCUAUCACCGACGCGUUGGUCGGAGAGAUCAAGGCGGAGGCCAAGGGCAAGACGAAGAGAGCAUCUCGCGAGGAGGAAGAAGACGGUAAGGUGGUCCGCGACCGUGGUGGUGCGGCGAAUGCAGGGGCGGAGCGGCGGCGGCGCCGGGAGCGUGAGCCGGCGCCGCGGCGUCAGCUCGUGGCGGCGUGCGAGCGGAUGGACUCGUUCGACAUGGCGGAGCUCGUCCUCAGGUCCGGCCGCGGCAUCGCGGGCGAGUUCCUCCCGGCGCUCCGCCGCGCGCCGGACGCGCCCGCGCUCGCGCUCCACGCCGCCGGGUACGUCCUCUCCGCGGGGCCGCGCGACGUCGACUCCACAAGCUGGGACAACCUCGCGGCGCUCCUCCGCGGCGUGCGCAGGCUCGCCACCAGCGGCAGAGCCGCGCCACCGCUGGAGGCCAGGGCGAAGGAGGCCACGGCGAUGGCCAAGAAGUGGAUCGCCAUGGUCGCCGGCGAGGCGGAGCGCGAGCACCAGCGGGUGGCCUGGGCCCGUUCGGCCACCUGGGCGCUCCUCCAGUUCGUCGCCGCCUACGCCAUCGCCGGCAACCUGGAGGUGAAGGAGAUGAUGGUGUUCAAAACCGUCGGCGACAGGGACGGCGGCGCCGAGCUGAUCAAGAGCCUUGGCCUGCCUGACAGGGCUACUGAGUCAAUUAAUCGUCUGAUGAAGAGAAGGGAACACAUCGAUGCUGUCAAAGUGGCUCGUGCUUUCAAUUUGAUUGAUAAGUUCCCUCCAGUUUCUGUUAUCAAAGCAUAUGUUGAAAAAGUAAAAGAGGCUGCUCAAGACAUGGUUAGCAAGGACGCAGUUUCACUGCAGGCAUUGGAUCGCGCUAUGCAAGAGGAUGUUGCUGCUCUGAGAUCUGCUAAGGAAGCAAUUGAAGCGCAUGACAGUGGAUCUGACUACCGCUACACUAUAAUGCAAGAAGUCCACAAGUUGAUGAGAUCUUAUGAGAAGAAGAAACGGAGUUUAUCUUUUGGUUCCACCUCAAGUUCACAUGAGCACAAGAACAAGAGGCACAGGAGCAAUCAGGCUAUGCCUCGUUGGGAAAACCAAACCAUACCAGGUCCUCCUGUAUAUUUUCCAGUCCCUCCUCCAUAUUUUGGUCACUACAAUCCUUAUCACCCCUUUGGUCCACAACCUCGUCGUAAUUAAGUUGUGGUGAUGCUGCUGCUGUGGUGGAUUGACUAGAGUGAUGAAUGGAUUGGAUGAACAGAAAAAAGAAAGAAAGUGCACUUUCAUAAUUUUGCAGUAAUUUGUUACUUCUCCAGCUUGGCUGCAAUAACUCUUUUGGUUGUAGCAUGCAGAUGCACCGUUGUUGUACAUGAUUCAAGCUGGCAACUUGAAUUCAAACCUUAAAUAAGUUUCUUAGUUGUUUAUCUUUAAUUUUAUCUGUUUGUCUGUAAAUUACUUUGUGGGAGAAUGUUUAGAAUGAUAGCAAUUUUACGGUACUUGAGAAAGUACCAAGAAAUA